Molecule: messenger RNA, 3453 nt
Organism: Chenopodium quinoa (quinoa)
Lineage: Eukaryota; Viridiplantae; Streptophyta; Magnoliopsida; Caryophyllales; Amaranthaceae
Product: BEL1-like homeodomain protein 9
Exons: 6
Coding region: 930-2936 (668 amino acids)
Biological process (GO): regulation of transcription by RNA polymerase II
Molecular function (GO): DNA-binding transcription factor activity, RNA polymerase II-specific; RNA polymerase II cis-regulatory region sequence-specific DNA binding
Source: RefSeq, a predicted model, not a curated record
AAAAGCCCAAAUACGAAUCGACACAUGUUGUGCUGAGCAUCGAUCCCCUUUAUAAUUAUUGUUAAAUUGGUAAAAAAAUAAGAAGCACCGACUAUCGUGCUUAUGCAAGUCCGUGCCAAAAUUUGAAAAUUAUGCUCAUGUACGGCUGAUUAUCCACCAGUCUGCCAUAAUGCAUUUUGUAUCGUAUUUUUUAUGCCAUGCUUUAUGAAAAAUCUUUGCGCUUGCCCGUUCCUACUAUUCCCAUCUUUAAUUUUUAUUUUGAAUAGAUGCCCAUCUUUAAAUUGAAACCAAUAUUAAGAAUUGAAGAAGAAAGUUUAAAUUCAAAAUUUUAAAGAGCAAUAGAUAAUGGAUCCACCCACACAGCAUCAUAGCGGGAAAAAGUACAUAAAUAAAUUGAAGAAAAAAAAAAAAGAGUUGCAAUAAGAAUUUGGUAAUUAAAAGAAGAACAAAAAAAAAGGGUGAAAAAAAAAGAGAGAAAAAAAUGAAAGGGUGUCGGCCUCAGCUUUAAAACGCAAAGUUAGCGUAAGAACAUUUCCGUGCUGUCUCUCACUUUCACUCUUUCUCUCUCUUCUGCCUAACUCACACUCUCUCUCUUUCCUGUUUUAGGAAACGUGUGGGUGACAUCUCCAUUUUCGAUUUUCUUGCUACCAAUAUUCACCAACGAAUAACUCAAAAAAAAAAAAAAAAAAAACCUUUAUUUAUUUUUCUUUUCUUUCUCCAUUGACACUGUUACAAGCUUAACUCAGAUUAUACACAGUAUCAUUUCUUUUACUGUUAGCUCUUUUUUUUUCCUUUGUAUCCAUGGAGUAUUAGCUUGCCGACAGCAAAGCUGUACUGUGUGGAUGAAAUAGCUCUUGAUGAUAUGAUAUUUUCUUUCCUAUGGUUUGAAAUUAAACAUUUGAGAAGAUCACUUAUAUUUGACGACUGAAAUGGAAAUGAGCAACAAUUUCAUGCCGGAGUUGCACGUGGCGCAACAACAGCGGCGAGAUAAGCUUAGAGUACAACAUAUUGACGAACUUCAACAGUUAAGUAGUUUUGAUCAUCUUCAUAAUAGCAAUAGUAACACUACUACUUCUUCAAUGAUGAUGCUUCUUCCGGCACCGGAGAUGUUGAGUUUUGGCUCGGCCUCGAACUCGUUCCCUAACAUCCACCCAACUCGAUUUGUAACCCCUUCGAGUUCGGAUUCGUGUGACCCUCAGCAGCAGCCGAUGCCGCCGCCGAGCUGUGAUGAUAAUUGGGUACAGAGGCAUGUUUCGCCUUCUGUACCGCAGUUUCUGAUUCAAACUCAAAGUCAUCCUCAUGAACUUCAUGAUUAUCAGAGUAAUAAUAAUGUUCAUCAAAGUUGGGGGAUUAAUGGUGGGAAUAAUGAACUCCCUUUACUUCCUUCGAAUUUCGUUAAUCAUGCUAAUGAUGUUGGAUCUCACCCUCACGGCCACGGGCUGUCAUUAUCGUUGUCGUCGAAUCAAUUAUGUGAGUAUCGUCAUCUAGGUGGUGAUCCCCGGGAGUUAAAGCCGUUCGAGUCCGGUAGCAUAUCGUCUGUUGUUAAGCAGUCCAUGAGCGGUGGUACUGCCAAGCUAGAAUGUGGUAAUGCUAAUAAUAAUAAUAAUAAUAACAAUCAGGUUCAGGAUGUAGCCGGAAGCUCGAUUCAGGUGCAUCGAAAUGUCGGUCCACUCGGGCCAUUUACCGGGUAUGCAGCGAUUUUGAAGAGCUCUAAGUUCUUAAAGCCGGCUCAACUGAUGUUGGAUGAGUUCUUUAGUGCUGCUGGUUUAUGGAGAGGGGGUGAAGAUGUGGGAAAUGAUCAGAGUUUAGCAAUUUCGAGGAGUCGUAAUGUGGGUGAUUGUUCUACUGUCGUGGCCUCGAAAAUGGAUGGAUCGAAUGAAUUGAGUUGUAAGAGUUCCUCUUGUGAGUCUUACAGGCCGGAUUGCCAUGAAAGGAAAGCUAAACUUCUUCACAUGCAAGAAGAGGUUUGCAAACGACACAAGCAAUAUCAUCAACAAAUGCAGAUGGUGAUUUCAGCAUUUGAUUCGGUACCAGGGCUCAGCAAUGCGACACCCUACAUUUCACGUUCAAUUAAGACCAUCUCGAGGCAUUUUAGGUGUCUCAAGAAUGCAAUUGCGGACCAACUCAAGCACAUAAAGAGAGCUUUGGGUGAGGACCUAACUUCUCCUACCAGCUUUCUCAGGAGUGACAGUAGUAGUAGUUUAAGGUAUGAUCAGAAUUUUGUAAAGGUCAGAUCUGGUGCUAUUGGUGGAACGGGUCAUGUGGGUCACCAAAGCCAUGUCUGGAGACCACAGAGAGGCCUUCCGGAGCGUGCAGUUUCUAUUCUUAGAGCAUGGCUCUUUGACCAUUUUCUCCACCCGUAUCCAACCGACAAUGACAAACAAAUGCUAGCUACCCAAACUGGCUUGACUCGAAACCAGGUGUCCAAUUGGUUCAUCAAUGCUCGAGUACGGCUGUGGAAGCCUAUGGUGGAAGAAAUACACAUGCUUGAAACCAAAGGUUCGUCACGUUCUGAGUCCAAUUCAAACAACAGCGUAAUGUCAAUCAUUGAGAAAAAUAGACAGGCAACAGCAGCUAAUCAAUCAGGCUGCAAAUCGUCGCCUUUAAAUCCAGUAUGUGAUAAGCAGCUGGAAUGCUUAGGACCAUCAAGCUCCCUUGAAAGAUCAAGAGGUGAGCCAAUUAACACAGAACAGCUUUUUCAAAAUCAAAAGUGCUCAAGGCUUGAAAGUCACCAAGUUCCUACAAGCAUCGAUAGUUCAUUCAUUGGGUUUUUGCCUUACCAAAGGCGGGGGCUUGAACUAGGAGGAAUAGGUGCAGUAUCACUUACUCUAGGUCUGCGGCAUGGUUCAGAGACUACUCAGCAGCAGCUGCAGCAUCAGUUCAUACCGCAAGGGAUGCCUUUCGGAGGUCACGUUAUUCAUGACUUUUCUGGCUAAGCCUUCUCGGAAGAUAGUGCAUGGCGCUCCUUUGAAGUUAACAACUUCAAGGGAGGGGGUGGCUUGGCCUAUAGGCCAUGUUUGUGUAUAAAAGUAGGACCAGAAGAUUUUUCGGAAAAAUUAAUUAAGUUCCGAAAAUGGUAGUUGUCCACCCACCAAGUUUCAGUAAAGCAAUGGGUAGUACAACGACUCGAAGGUAGUUGCACACUUGAGGUAGUCACUUUCCAAGCUUAAUAAUUAGCUUGAGAAGAUAUCCUUAGGUUCAGGAUGAUAAAAGAUGCUCCUGCUUAGUCAAAUUCUGUUGUAAAAACUGCGAAGGUAUAAAAGUGGAAUGUUAAUUGCACACAAAAAUUUCUCUAGUUAUUAAGGUAAAAGUAAAGGAGGUUGUUACUCAAAUUUUGUUGUAGUCAGCAGAUGAGUAAUUUUACCCUUGGAAAUGAAAUGUCUUUUCUGGAGUCAGCAAAUUUUGUUGUAGUCAGCAGAUGAAAAAUUGAAAUCCACUAUAUUUUCUGGUACA